AUGGCUUCUCCUCCCUCUCUCCACAACAACAUCGGCUUCGACUAUUCUAUACAUUUAAUCAAACCAGACCCCCCCCCCAGGAAGAGCUAUCACGUCCAUCACAGUCUCUCUACACCUGCCCCCGCAGAUGCACGUGAAGCCCUCUUCCAGGCUAUUAAAAUGGUCAAGGGUCCCGAAGAGACAAGUGGCUACGCCCGGCGUCAACUUCUCAUCGUCAAAUGCAAGCGCCCGGCCGCUGAUACCCCCGAGAUCUGGGAAGAGACUGUCUGCGGACAAUUUCUGGGAGAUAUAUCGACUUUUAUCACCAACACUUCUCAGAGAGUUUUUGGGGCGAUUGCUAUUGGGACAUUCGAUCUGAGAACUGAGAAUGGUGUUGAGGAGGUGGAGAAGAUGCUGGACUAUAUCAAGGCUGAGGGAUGGGAUUGGGCGAACUCGGAGUCGGAGAUUGAAGAAAUGUCGUGA
Molecule: messenger RNA, 462 nt
Organism: Penicillium malachiteum
Lineage: Eukaryota; Fungi; Ascomycota; Eurotiomycetes; Eurotiales; Aspergillaceae
Exons: 3
Coding region: 1-462 (153 amino acids)
Source: RefSeq, a predicted model, not a curated record